CCAAGAUCUGCCGCAUGCACUUUUAGGUCGACCCCACGAAGCCAACUUGAACAACAACAAAAGCCCCUCCAAGUCUGUCUUUGUCGGUUUUCUCUCUCCGGCCGUUACCCGUGGGUCACUAGCUUUCUGCUACACCCCCUUCUGCACGUGGGGUGCAGCAAAGCGUUCAAGUUCGAUGCAGCUCACGUGCAAAGUCCCUCGGUAACUCCAACCAGCGAUAUUUGGGGUUUAUGAUACUGUUUGGAGACAAUUCACAGCCACAGUGAGUGGUGGUGUUUGCCAGUAUCAUUCCACUUCAAGUUGCCUACAAUGUGUGGGGCUGCGGACAAGAUGGUGUUGCAAGGCUGGAAAAGACAGCACAUUCAUAGGCAUAAUAGCCACAGUAUUUGCUCUACAGUCUUCAAAUUUACCAGAAACGAAAAACAAAAGUCUAAGUCAGCAACAUGGGCAAACAAACGCCAGUUGAAAAGGUGAUCAUUGUCGGCGCCGGUCCAUCAGGGCUGUUGUUGGGCAUUCUUCUUGCCAAAAAAGGCGUCAAAGUCCAGAUCCUGGAAGCAUCCAAUGAACUGGACAAGAACCCGCGCGCUGCUCAUUAUGCACCAUCUGCAGUGUAUGAACUAGACCGCGCCGGUGUUCUGGAAGAUGUGAAGGCGCAAGGCAUCCACCCCGAUGCAGUCUGCUGGCGACAUCCCGAUGGAACUUUUAUCGCCGGCAUCCGAAGCCGCACAGACAUCAAGUACCCCAUGGUCUGUCUCCCGUUGGAUCAACUAGACGUUAUUCUACUCAAGCAUUUCCUCGAUCAACCCAACACCGAGGUUUUGUGGCAACAUAAAGUUGUCUCGAUUGAUCAGGACGAAAACGAGGCCCGAGUGCAUGUCGAAACGCCGACUGGAAAACAAACCUUUGCCGCUGAUUAUGUCAUUGGAUGUGAUGGCGCCAACAGCCAGAUCAGACGGUCAUUGUUUGGAGAUUUGAACUAUCCAGGAGAGACCCUGCAGAAACAAAUCAUUGCGACCAAUAUCUACUAUGACUUCCACAAGUUUGGCUAUUGGGAUUCCAAUUUCAUCAUCGACGAAAAUGACUGGUACAUGGCGGCGAGAAUCACCAAAGACGGGUUAUGGCGAGUGACGUAUGGCGACGUUUGGGGAUUGUCCAACGAAGAGUAUCUCGCACGGCAACCCGCCCGAUUCGAGAAGAUCUUGCCCGGAAAUCCCAAGCCAGGCGAUUACAAGCUCGUGAGUGCCAGUCCGUACAAACUGCACCAACGAUGCGCCGAGUCGUUUCGGGUCGGAAGAUUUCUGCUUGCUGCCGAUGCUGCGCACUUGUGCAAUCCAUUCGGCGGACUCGGAUUGACCGGAGGGAUCGCGGAUGUCGGUAGUCUUUACGAUGCACUUGUCGCUUUGAAGGAGGGCAAGGCCGAUGACAGCAUUCUGGACAAGUAUAGUGAAGUGCGGCGGAAAAAGUGGGCGGAAAUCAUCGAUCCCAUGUCACGAGCCAACUUUCGUCGCGUCUGUCUGGAUGAGCCCGAGAAGGACAGAAAUGAAUUCUUUGAAUUGUGCCGAAGGAUGGAAAAAGAUGAUGAGCUAGCUCGACAAAUGGCGGAGGGAACAAAUGUUCUACGAGACGACCUCAGCGAGUAUUUGACAGCAGCGGCAUAGCAUUUGGUGUAGGGCGAACACUAUGAGAGGAUUCUUUCGAUGUAGAAAUUGAAUCAUAGGCGGCUCGUCUGCUCUGCGUACAAUUUUAGCGUCUCUUCUGAUCAGUG
Molecule: messenger RNA, 1765 nt
Organism: Exophiala dermatitidis NIH/UT8656
Lineage: Eukaryota; Fungi; Ascomycota; Eurotiomycetes; Chaetothyriales; Herpotrichiellaceae
Exons: 5
Coding region: 444-1658 (404 amino acids)
Molecular function (GO): FAD binding
Source: RefSeq, a predicted model, not a curated record